Lachancea meyersii CBS 8951 is the source of this 1983-nucleotide messenger RNA. NCBI's taxonomy places the organism in Eukaryota, Fungi, Ascomycota, Saccharomycetes, Saccharomycetales, Saccharomycetaceae. The record is from the annotation of a GenBank genome assembly.
AUGAGUGGUGCUCCACAAGUUGAGCUGGGAGCAGACGACCAGUCGUCGCUGCAAACCAGUCACUCAAUUGAAUCUUUAGGAAUACCGGGAAACUGUGGUGAAAAAGCGUAUGAUUUGCAUCCAGAUGGGGCCAGCAACGAAGAUGCAGGCCUGUCGAAACGUACAACGCUGCGUGACAAAACUUUGAUGGUUCCUCGUAGCGAAAGACGUGGAAUUUUGGCAAAUCUGACGUUGGUGCCAGAGUACAGAGACGCACGCGAUUAUCCGCCCAAAAUGAAGGGUUUUAUCGUGCUGAUGAUCGCGUUUGCAGCAAUGAUGGGCCCCAUGGGAACGUCCAUUAUUUUUCCCUCGAUCAAUCCUAUCACUCGGGACUUCAAAACGUCCACAAUCAUGGUCAACGUUUCUGUGGGCAUCUAUCUACUGGGUCUGGGCAUUCUGCCGAUCUGGUGGUCGUCGUUGUCGGAACUCCGGGGUCGCAGAACCGUGUACGUCUUGAGUUUCACGCUGCUAUUUGGAUUUUGCAUCGGGUGCGCGCUGUCACCCAAUAUCAGCGCAUUUAUUGUUUUCCGCAUGCUUUGUGGUGCAUCCUCUGCCAGCGUCCAAAGUGUUGGCGCCGGCACCGUGGCAGAUCUGUUCAAACCCGAAGAAAGAGGUAAAUUUCUCGGUUACUACUAUCUGGGGGCGCUGACGGCGCCCUUGACCGCUCCCAUUAUUGGGUCCUUGUUGGUGAGUCGUUGGAGCUGGAGGUCCACGCAGUGGUUCCUUGUGAUCUUAGCUGGUGUCACAGUUAUGCUUCUGACGCUGUUGCUUCCCGAGACGUUGAGGUUGCAAGAGAGCAAGAGCGCAAUAGCGCUCAUAUUAGCACAGAGACGCGCUGGGGCCAAACCCGAGCGCGAUGCUACUUCUAGUGACGCUGCAGAAAAAGAUCACGCAGAGUCAAGUAAUGAUGGUUGCGCGGGUGAGGUGGAAUCAGCGAAUGCAAACUCCGAUGUAGCUCAGGAUGACAUUGAAAUCAACCGCAUUUUUACCAGAACGAGCGAACUAGCACAGUAUCCGCCGGAUGAAGAAGGCAUACAUGGAGACGUUAUGGCACCUCAGAUAACCAAAUUACAAACGCGGGACCGCAAAUUGGAACAGCGGUUGCGCGAGGGAGAGCUCAAGAAAUGGAAAACCAAUGUUGAAAACGAAUUGGAAAGGAUGGAGACUGAACGCAACAAUAAGGCAACUAAAACGGGUGCGAGCAAAACGAUACAGCCCCAAAAGCGCGCAUGGAAAACGUCACUCUAUUUGUAUCUGGUAAAACCUCUAAAAUCGUUGCAUUUCCUCAGGUUUCCCCCCGUGGUGCUGACCAUCACUUUUUCGGCCAUCUCGUUUUGCACUCUCUAUUUUGUUAACAUGACCAUCGAGUACAGCUACUCUAGACCGCCAUACAAUUUCAAACCCUUGUAUGUGGGUCUUUUGUACAUUCCAAACUCCGUGACCUACAUUAUUGCGUCUGUGUACGGUGGCCGGUGGGUCGACAACUUGCUGAAGCGCUACAAACAGCAUCAUGGGAUCUUGGCCCCUGAAGCACGCAUUUCAUGGAACGUAGUGACUGCAGUCGUGUGCUUCCCAAUCUCGUUGCUCAUUAUCGGGUGGUGUCUCGACAAGAAGCAGCACUGGGUCACUCCAUUGGUGGGAACAGCACUCUUUGGAUUUGCGUCCAUGAUGACCAUUGGGGCCACGGUAUCGUACCUGGUGGACUCUCUGCCCGGAAAGGGUGCCACUGGUGUUGCCUUGAACAAUCUAAUCCGUCAAGUUUUAGCAGCCGUUGCCGUUUUUGUCACUGAACCGAUGUUAAAGGGCAUGGGAACAGGCUGGGCUUUCACGAUGUUAGCAAUAAUAGUAGUUGCUGCGAGCUCAGUGUUGCUUAUCCUUAAAAUGAAGGGCGAUUACUGGAGGGAGAAUUUUGACCUACAAGAGCUCUACGACAAACUGGAAUAA